UCCAUCCUUCGUUCGCUCAUCGCGUCUCGACUCCACUACUGUGGUUGCAUAUACUACUACACUUGCAGUUGCAUCCAGAGCCCGCCCCGCGUCUCUACUCGCUCCGCCGCGCCGUCGUCUCUCCCGACUUCGGCGACAAGCGAGCGACGCAGGCCACCGCGCGCGGUUCGUUUUCGCGAGGGAGGCCGCCGCCGACCAGCCGCCAUGGUCUCGCCGGACACCAUCCGCACGGCCAUCGGCGUCGUAGGCAAUGGAACCGCCCUCGUGCUCUUCCUCUCCCCAGUGCCGACGUUCAUACGGAUCUGGAAGAAGGGGUCGGUGGAGCAGUACUCGGCGGUGCCGUACGUGGCGACGCUGCUCAACUGCAUGAUGUGGGUGCUGUACGGCCUCCCCGCGGUGCACCCGCACAGCAUGCUGGUCAUCACCAUCAACGGCACCGGCAUGGCCAUCGAGCUCACCUACAUCGCCCUCUUCCUCGCCUUCUCCCUCGGCGCCGUCCGCCGCCGCGUCCUCCUCCUCCUCGCCGCCGAGGUCGCCUUCGUCGCCGCCGUCGCCGCCCUCGUCCUCAACCUCGCCCACACCCACGAGCGACGCUCCAUGAUCGUCGGUAUCCUCUGCGUCCUCUUCGGCACCGGCAUGUACGCCGCCCCCCUCUCCGUCAUGAAAAUGGUGAUCCAGACUAAGAGCGUGGAGUACAUGCCCCUUUUCUUGUCCCUGGCGUCACUGGUCAACGGCAUCUGCUGGACUGCCUACGCCCUCAUCCGCUUCGACCUCUACAUCACGAUCCCCAACGGGCUGGGAGUGAUGUUCGCGGUGGCGCAGCUGAUCCUGUACGCCAUCUACUACAAGUCGACGCAGCAGAUCAUCGAGGCGCGCAAGCGCAAGGAGGCCGACCAUGUCGCCAUGACCGAUGUCGUCGUCGACUCCGCCAAGAACAACCCCUCCUCCGGCGCCGCCGCCGCCGCCGCCAACGGCCGCUACUAGCUCACGCCGCCCUCUUUACUUCACCAGCUAGCCAGUCACUCAGGAGGCAUGGCCACCGAUGAGGCCUUCAUGACUUACUAGCAAAGUGGAGUACUACCUUUAGCUAAGCCGUCCCAAAGGGAUAUUACUACAUGUCUCAAAUUAAUUAGCUAAUCUAAUCACCAUCACCCUGCCUAAUCCGCUGCUGUUAAUUAGUAUGGCAGAGAGCAAAAGAAGAACAAAUUGAGCUGCACUUCUUAUAUGUACUCUCAAGUGCAGUGCUACUAUUGUCAGUCCCAUUGGGGGUAAUUUACUGUCUUAUUUACAGGAGGAGGGCCUGGCUGCUCUUGUUAAAAACAGCUAGCCCUGCCUUUUCUUUUUUCAAUAUCAUCAUCAUGCCGUGCUUUUCGAUCUACUCUACUGUAAUUUUUCCUUGCUUUUUCUUGCCUUUCUGUACCUGCCGUAAUGUACCUUGGAGGCCAUCCAGAUGGUGUUGGGGAUUAUGAUACCUGGAAAAUGAAGAAAAAAAAGAUUUAAAAA
This is a messenger RNA of Oryza sativa Japonica Group (Japanese rice), 1503 nucleotides long. The record is from RefSeq and is a predicted model, not a curated record. NCBI's taxonomy places the organism in Eukaryota, Viridiplantae, Streptophyta, Magnoliopsida, Poales, Poaceae.